AUGCUGCUUCCCGAAGCCUCCUUGAAGGACCUCAGCAGCAAACUGGAGAAGGACGUGACUGUGGAGCGUUUCCGGCCAAAUAUCGUCACCGCAGCGGAUUACAACCCGGUUACUGGCCGGCCUGCACCCCGGCGCAGCCAGCCACCUAUGCGGCUACUGUUCAUGGCUUUCCUGCUGGCCUCUCUGCGGCUCCUGUCAAGCCCGGCUCCGUCCAUGGUGUUUUGUUACACGUCCUCACAGCUCAUCAGACUCAACCACCGUACACCUCCUUCACUGGUCAUCAACUCAACUCUGCAAAAACACUCUCUUCUCCGCUGUUGCCCCUACAUCCACACAGCUCUUCCCUUCAUCUGCCUCUGA
Messenger RNA from Knipowitschia caucasica, 360 nucleotides. The record is from the annotation of a GenBank genome assembly. NCBI's taxonomy places the organism in Eukaryota, Metazoa, Chordata, Actinopteri, Gobiiformes, Gobiidae.